CGUUCACGGAGCGUCGUCUUAUCCGGUAACCGGGCUCUUCGCGUGCGUCUCCGCGCGACGACAAUUUCCCCGACAAAUUGUCGCAAUUGUUUUUUGCUCUGCGCGAAAAAAAGUCGGCCGUUUUAAAAGUUUCUCCCCCCCCCCCGUACAAGGGGCGUCCAAUCCGCUUGAGGUCGUCCGAUUCGCGAUCGCGCGAUUUUUUUUUCAAACGUAGACCGUGAGAACCGAAUCCGAGAGAGAGAGAGAGAGAGAGAGAACGUUCGACGACGACGACGACGACGGCGGCGGCGGCGAUUUACCGUUGAUACAUACACAGGUCGUGCGAGAGCGCGUGUGACGACUUAACUUUCGUCUGCUGCGCGCGGCCGCUUUUGCCUCGCGCACAAAAAUCGGUCGCGCCUCGCUGGAAAUAUGUAAGAUCGAGAAGAGAUACGCGAAGGGAACGCGCGGAGUUGGAGAGAGAACUUUCGAGUCCGUUUCGAGGGAGAGCGCUCAUCUCGUGUGAGACGAGAAAGGAAGACGCGGACACAAUCGCCGCGGCGUGCCCCGAGAUCGCGUUCGAUCUCUCGAUCACCAAAUAUCGUUUCUCUCGAUCUGAUCGCGCGUUCGCGAAUCUCUCGACUCGGUUCGCUUAUUUUACACUGUUCACGCUUCUACGUAUAUAUAUUGUUCACGGGGGGAAAAAAAAAACGAUGCGAGACGGAGUUCGUCUUGGGCGACGCAUGUAAGAAUGCGAGACUGAGAAAGGAGCAGCACGGAACGCGCGCGCGGCCACGUAAUAUCCUCCAUCUCCUCUCUCUCUCUCUCUCUCUCUCUCUUUCGCGCUUCCACGAGAGUUGUUGAGAAGCGACAGAAGAAGAAUUCGACUCCCCCCGUGAUAUUUGGCGAUCGGCUCUGAAAGAGAAGAGGGUACCCCCGCACGGAAUCGCAACGCACACGCAACGUCAUGUCAAUGAGCUACCUGCUCGUGUUGUCUUUGCUGAUCGUCGCGUGGCAGAGCGGCGCACAGGCCAACUGGUGGUACUUGGGGCUGGAGCCGAGGCUGACAUCCGGCCCGGUUCAAGGGAGCGGCGUAGAUUCGCAAAUCGCCGGCGCGGGUGUGAUCGGACCGGCGAGCGCCGAAAAGAACUGUAAGAACGUGUACCUGACCACCAAGCAGCAGACAAUAUGCUCCCGCUCGCCGCCCGUUCUGCAGGCGGUGAGCGCGGGCGCCAGACUCGCCAUAGAGGAGUGUCAGCACCAGUUUAGAUCAGCAAGAUGGAACUGUUCCGUCAGUCCGGAAAAUCCCGAGAACGUGUUUGGCGGCGUUAUGUUAGUCAAUAGUCGAGAGGCCGCGUUCGUAUACGCCAUAUCAGCAGCCGGAGUCGCUUACAGUGUCACGAGAGCCUGCUCCAGAGGCGAGCUCACCGAUUGCUCCUGCGACAACCGAGUGAGAACGCGACGGCAGAACAAUUGGGAAUGGGGAGGAUGCAGCGAAGAUAUACAUUUCGGAGAGAAGUUUUCGCGAGAAUGGUCCGAAGCCGGAGAGGAACCGAUAAAAGAGGGCGUUCUGCACGGGCCGAAAGGACUGGCUGGCCAGCUGAUGAGGAAACACGAUAGCGAGGCCGGUAGACGUGCCAUUCGCUCUAGGAUGCAACGCGUAUGCAAGUGUCACGGCAUGUCCGGUUCGUGUAGCGUGCGCGUGUGCUGGAGAAGACUUCCGGCGUUCAGAAUGGCCGGAGUGGCCUUGGCGGCUCUACACGAAGGCGCCGCUCUGGUGCGACUGGCGCAGCGCGGCGGACGUAAACCAGCCAGGCUCAGACCUGCGCGUCCCGAUCUCAAACGACCGAACAAAACGGAUCUAGUUUACCUCGAGGACAGUCCCGAUUAUUGCGAAAGAAAUCUCACGCUCGGCAUUCCCGGCACACGAGGAAGAAUAUGCAAUCGGACGUCUCUUGGUCUUGACGGAUGCCGGCUGCUGUGCUGCGGCCGAGGCUACCAGACGCGGGUGCGGGAUGUCACCGAGAAAUGCAAGUGUCGAUUUGUCUGGUGCUGUCACGUGAAGUGCGAGUUGUGUCGGCAAACGCGGGAAGAGCACGUGUGCAACUAAAGAGAGAGAGAGAGAGAGAGGAGAGAGAAAGAUAGAGAGAGAGACGGUAAAUGCAUUCCCGAGGAGUUCGGCCUAUCUCUGUGUAGGAAACAACGUGCUCAUAAAACAUCGUUAAGUUUCGGAUUAAUUAUUCGUUGCCGCGCAUUUUACGUUUUACAUCCUCGUCAAUUAGCGCCGCGAGAGGCUACAACAACGAUUAACGUUGCUCUCUGUCUGAUGACGGUCGUACGAGUGAGUUUCGUUCUUUUUAGCAGUCAGCCGGGUCAUAUGAAUAAACAAGCAAACGCUCUCGUUCUCGUCGAUCGACCAAUUGCGACAUAAAUUUUUCAUAUAUGCGUUUACAAAAAUAACAUAUGUGAACGUUCAGUUCAAACAAUCUGUUUAAUUGCACACUCCUAUCAAGAACAUUUGCUCCGUUGUGUUACUCAUAUGACUUGUGAACUCAAAACGUAUAAUCUAAAUCUCGAAACAGUUAGAGAUGCGAUUUUCACGUCUGCGCUAAAGAGAGACUCAAGCGAGUGAAUAAUCUUGCGACGAUUAAAAGUUCUCAGUAUUAUUAACGUCGUGUAGCCGACAUUAAUGUCCGCGAAGUAGCUUGUCGCGCGUGGCUUAUCAAACUGGUCUCUUGACUUGUCAGGUGCCACGUUUACUCGGUGAACGUUAAUGCAUUGAAAGUAGAUGUGUUUUACUUUAAUUUACAUUUAAUCGCGUAAUUCUAUCUCUCAACUUGGACGCGCGCACCGCAAAAGAGAGACUUGUAUUCCAGGGACACAUUAACAUGCCAUGCGUGUGCUCGCUUCGCAUCAUCGGGCUCGUGUAAUCUGAUGAUUCGCGCGAGCAAACAAUGCGAAUGGCGAUAUAUAACGGCAAGUUAUUUCUCUCUC
This is a messenger RNA of Pseudomyrmex gracilis, 2973 nucleotides long. RefSeq names its product protein Wnt-1-like. Lineage: Eukaryota; Metazoa; Arthropoda; Insecta; Hymenoptera; Formicidae. Gene Ontology annotation, molecular function: frizzled binding; cytokine activity. Gene Ontology annotation, biological process: cell fate commitment; neuron differentiation; multicellular organism development. The record is from RefSeq and is a predicted model, not a curated record. The transcript is spliced from 7 exons. Gene Ontology annotation, cellular component: extracellular region. The coding region runs from base 947 to 2089 and encodes 380 amino acids.